Messenger RNA from Diatraea saccharalis (sugarcane borer), 594 nucleotides. NCBI's taxonomy places the organism in Eukaryota, Metazoa, Arthropoda, Insecta, Lepidoptera, Crambidae. The record is from the annotation of a GenBank genome assembly.
AUGGAGACCCUAGAGGCGGGGCCAUCGCUUGACGAAGUAUCAAAUCUAAAAGGGAAGCCCAGUAUCGGGGAUUCUAAUGUGAGACAUCCAAAACACUACAGUGGGGCACAUGACGCCGAAAUGUUAAGGCAUCAGAACAAGUUUGCAGACGUGGAUAGAUGGAUCCUGCAUAAGGUCAUCGCUGGAGAGGGUAACAUCUUCCUCAUAUUCAGUCCCACAAGAGACGUGGCAGAAAAAAUACUAGCGAGAGAAUGGCAAAUACCUUUAAAGCCUGCCGCUUCUGAAGGACCAAACUUCAGCCCCGACAGCAAGCACAGAACCCGGACCAUCAUCAACAGCAACGCAAGAGGCCAUGGAAGUACAAAACUCGGAGACUUCGACUUAAGCGAAGGGGGUCGUAGUGAAACGGAUGUGGUUGACGAAUGGGCAGACAGACUCGGUGGUAUCAACAUCAGUCAGGAGGUAGAUGUCGAUGUCUUACUUGCGGCAGAUGGCGCUACUCGAAUAAAACAAAAUUCCUCCAGACCAACCUCAAACCUUUGUGCGACCAACAGUCGCACGGUCGCCUUUGCCUACAUGAGACAACCAACUUAA